Molecule: messenger RNA, 1689 nt
Organism: Arachis ipaensis
Lineage: Eukaryota; Viridiplantae; Streptophyta; Magnoliopsida; Fabales; Fabaceae
Molecular function (GO): catalytic activity
Source: RefSeq, a predicted model, not a curated record
UGACCAGUACAAUGUCAGUAAAUAUGUAUUUUACGGAAGGUGAAGAUUCUCUGAUUCCCAUGAAUUUAUUGGGAUUAGGAUUGUCGAACUAGAUAGAGCGAUUGCAGUUGCAGUGAGCAGUGAGCAGUGUGCAGUGAGCAACCAUUCUUACAGUUACCAACACAGAGCAGCCAUGGCGGGUUUAGCGGUCAGCAGCGGCAGCCACGAGCCGGCGGCGAAGGUGCUCCGGAGAAUCCUGGAGAGCCCGGGGGUGCACCUAGGGCCAGCAUGUUUCGAUGGUCUGAGUGCGAAGCUGAUAGAAGGCGCAGGGUUCUCGUAUUGCUUCACGAGCGGAUUCUCGAUAUCGGCUGCGAGGUUGGGGUUGCCAGACACUGGGCUGAUCUCUUACGGUGAAAUGUUGGAUCAAGGCCGCCUCCUUACUGAAGCUGUCUCCAUCCCUAUCAUUGGCGACGCUGACAACGGCUAUGGCAAUCCCAUCAACCUCAAGCGAACCGUCAAGGGCUUCAUCCGAGCUGGUUUUGCCGGAAUCCUUCUUGAGGAUCAGGUCUCUCCCAAAGCAUGCGGCCACACACGGGGAAGGAAGGUGGUUUCCCUGCAAGAGGCUGUCAUCAAGAUUAAAGCCGCCGUCGACGCCAGAGCUGAGAUCGGCUCUGAUAUUGUCAUCGUUGCUCGCACUGAUGCUCGCCAGGCUGUCUCCCUUGACGAAGCCCUCCUCAGGACUAAGGCUUUUGCAGAUGCUGGAGCCGAUGUUCUCUUCAUUGAUGCACUUGCUUCUGUUGAAGAGAUGCGAGCUUUUUGUCAGGUUUCUCCUCACAUUCCAAAAAUGGCCAAUAUGCUUGAAGGUGGAGGCAAGACACCAAUACUCACUCCUCAGCAACUUGAAGACAUUGGUUAUAAAAUUGUUGUUUAUCCUCUUUCCUUGAUUGGUGUCUCUAUUCGAGCAAUGCAGGAUGCACUCGCUGCCCUUAAAGGAGGCCGCAUUCCUCCUCCUGAAAGCAUGCCGUCUUUUGAAGAAAUCAAGGAUAUCGUAGGGUUCAACACCUAUUAUGAAGAAGAGAAGCGUUAUGUCACAGGCGCUUCUUCAGAGGGAGAUAUUUCAAGGGACCCUUCUUCUGGGGUGCGACCUCAGACGCUGAGAGUUAAAGUAGCUGACAAAGAUGGGCUUGAGAAACUUGAUCUCAGGAUUCCUGCUGGAUCUUUGGACGGGCUCACAACUAUAGUUCCUGCUUUGGCUGGUGUGAACAUCAAAGAACUGGUGGAUGAUGUAGUUGAGGGAAAUGGGGGGAAAAAGCUGUUAGAUUUUAGUGACAGUAUGGAUGAAAGGAUCCAGGUAUUUCUGGAGUGAUUCCAUAGUGCUCGAGUUUCUUGGUUCCAACGGAAAUCCCAAGACAAAUUAGCUGGAGCUGAGGAUUGAGAGAUACCAUGAAGCCGGAGCAUGUAGUACUGUGGUUAUUGACAAAUUGUGUAAAGAUGUAUUACUUUACUUUUAAUGGCAUGUUGAAAAUACCUUGUUUCUAUCAUCUGGGUAGUCUCAUAAACGCGAAAGCAAUACCCUGUGUAUUAAUUAUGGUUGUGAAAUGUUGAGAGACAAUGUCAUGGAUUAGUAGUUUUCCGAGCAACUAUGGUGAUUUCCACCAUCAACUUACUCCACCACUUUUACCUUGUGAUGCUCCUGUGGGACAAAAUUCA